AUGGUGAAAGAGACCAAGUUCUACGACGUGCUCGGCGUCCCUCCGGAUGCCAGCGAGUCCCAGCUCAAGACCGCAUACCGCAAAGGCGCCCUCAAGCACCACCCCGACAAGAACGCCCACAACCCCGAAGCCGCAGAAAAGUUCAAGGAAAUUUCACAUGCCUACGAGACCCUCUCAGACCCACAGAAGCGCCAACUCUACGACCAAUAUGGUGAGGAGGGUCUCGAGCAAGGCGGUAUGGGCGGCGGUGGAGGCAUGGCUGCUGAAGACCUGUUCGCCCAGUUCUUCGGUGGCGGCGGUGGCCUUGGCGGUAUGUUUGGCGGCGGCAUGAGAGAACAGGGUCCUAAGAAAGCACGGACGAUUCACCACGUCCAUAAGGUGUCACUGGAGGAUAUCUACCGCGGCAAGGUCUCUAAGCUCGCCCUGCAAAAGUCGGUCAUCUGCUCGAAGUGCGAAGGCCGCGGAGGCAAGGAAGGCGCUGUUAAGACGUGCGCUGGCUGCAACGGUCAGGGUAUGAAGACUAUGAUGCGCCAGAUGGGUCCUAUGAUCCAGCGAUUCCAGACUGUCUGCCCGGACUGCAAUGGUGAGGGUGAGACGAUCCGCGACAAGGACAAGUGCAAGGCGUGCAACGGCAAGAAGACGGUUAUCGAGCGAAAGGUCCUGCACGUGCACGUUGACCGUGGUGUCCAGAACGGUACCAAGAUCGAUUUCCGUGGCGAGGGUGAUCAGAUGCCUGGCGUGCAGCCAGGUGACGUGCAGUUCGAGAUUGAGCAGAAGCCGCACCCUCGAUUCCAGCGCAAGGGCGACGAUUUGUUCUACCACGCUGAGAUCGACCUUCUGACCGCACUUGCUGGAGGUGCCAUCUACAUUGAGCACCUCGACGAGCGGUGGUUGACCGUGGAGAUCAUUCCAGGCGAGGUCAUCUCACCAGGCGAGAUCAAGGUCAUCCGCGGACAGGGCAUGCCAUCAUACCGACACCACGACUUCGGCAAUCUCUACGUGCAAUUCGACGUCAAGUUCCCAGAGCGUCUCAACGGCCCACCAGACGCCGAGGGUUACCCAACGCCUCUCCAGCCACAGCAGAUCAAGGCCCUCGAGUCCGUCCUCCCACCACGCACCCCACAAUCGAUCCCACCACCAGACGCCAUGACCGAAGACUACUCGCUAGAAAAGGUCGACCCAAUGCGGGAGGGCGAACGCGCAAGAGCUGCAACGGACGAGGAUGACGAUGAGAUGGGCGCUGGCGGCGAGAGAGUACAGUGUGCAUCGCAGUAA
This is a messenger RNA of Zasmidium cellare ATCC 36951, 1275 nucleotides long. RefSeq lists its product as uncharacterized. Gene Ontology annotation, biological process: response to heat; protein refolding. The coding region runs from base 1 to 1275 and encodes 424 amino acids. Lineage: Eukaryota; Fungi; Ascomycota; Dothideomycetes; Mycosphaerellales; Mycosphaerellaceae. Gene Ontology annotation, cellular component: nucleus; cytoplasm; cytosol. The record is from RefSeq and is a predicted model, not a curated record. Gene Ontology annotation, molecular function: ATP binding; Hsp70 protein binding. The transcript is spliced from 2 exons.